AAGUUGUUACCCUGUCCCUCUGCGAGCCCGUGGCGUGGUGAUAGUUGAAGGCCGAAACCCCAAGUAGAAGAAGCAUAAGCAGUGGCGAGCGGGAGUCGGAAGAACUCGGCAGCAGAGGAGAGUAGCGGAGACGUGGUUGGGAGGUGGUGGAGCUUCUUGGAGUGGAGGUAUUGGCACAAUGAUUGCUGUUCGUACGUUCGUGAGGCAUUUCUCGCGAAAGCGCGCGGAGAAUCUUAGGAAAAUCAACCCGAAGGUGACCCCUCAAGAGGCCUCUUCCAUUGCUCAAGACCUCUACCACGUCAUCAAGCAGCGCGGCCCUCUAACCGUCUCCAACACUUGGAUUCACGCCCAGGAAUCUGGUAUUAGUGGAUUGAACAGCAAGACACACCUGAAGUUAAUGCUCAAAUGGAUGAGGGGGAGGAAGAUGCUGAAGCUGCUCUGCAACCAUAUUGGUUCGAGCAAGAAAUUUCUGCUGACUACUUUGCCUGAAGAACCUGAAACUGAACAAUUGAAAAGUCCCUCUAGUCUGAAACUGCAGACUGAGAAGCCUUCCAUAAAGCGGAAGAAAGCAAACUAGAUAAGAUGCAUGUAUCAGGGCCUUUUCUUCAGAUCGGCAAACAAAUGGGGAACUUACCGUUUAUGAUCCACUGUGACAUGAGUGCUUCUUUCAGAUGAUGUGUGUUUAACAUCUUUCGUGCAUCAUGAUUGCUGUCAAAAACUUUUUAGCUCUUCCCCUUUACUAUGCAUUUAGAUCCAAUACGGACUACGAAGAUCCAGUCUGUUGAUUAUCAUGCUCUUGUGGGAUUUAGAAUGAAAAUUUUGGGAUCAUAACAGAAUUAAAUACUAUUUUUGUAUCUUAUCA
This is a messenger RNA of Alnus glutinosa, 862 nucleotides long. RefSeq lists its product as uncharacterized. The record is from RefSeq and is a predicted model, not a curated record. The coding region runs from base 179 to 577 and encodes 132 amino acids. The transcript is spliced from 2 exons. NCBI's taxonomy places the organism in Eukaryota, Viridiplantae, Streptophyta, Magnoliopsida, Fagales, Betulaceae.